AUGGGCGACACGGCGCUCGUGCGCAUCCAGAGCCCCAUGACCCGCAAAGAGGUGGAGGCCAUGACUGUGGCCGACCUAAGUCUUGGGGAGCUCGACCUGGUGAAUGUGGAGACGGCGCGGGCCGGGGUGGACGCCCAGGGCAAUAAGCUAUGGGUGCCGUCGAUGCAGCUGACCCUGCACGACUUCUACGUGUGGCAGGUGGCGCGUGCAACCAGCGCAGCCCCCGGGUUCCUGCCACCCGCUGAGGUGUCGCCUUCUGACGGGCUCACAAAGGAGGACGGCUCCUGGCCACGCCCGCGCACCUUUGUCGACGGCGGCCUGGCCAACAACGACCCGACAUGGAUGGGCGUGGGGCUGAUGCUGAUGCUGUGGGGGGCGCGCCGCCAGGCGCAACACGAGGCGGUCAGGAAGGGCGAGCUGCCGGGCGCCGCGCCCAAGCCCCUCACCUUUGUGGACACCGCGGUCUUCAGCGUCGGCACCGGCCAGUCUCAGACGUGGGGCGCGUUGCAUGACGGCCCCUUCAGCGGCGGCCCCAUCACCGGGCUGCUGAGAGCCCUGGCGCUGCUUGGGGACCUUGUGUCUUUGACCAUGGCGGUCAACGGAGAGGACAAGCAGAGCAUACUCAGGCUGAUCUACUAUGGCCUCCUGCGCCUGCCAGAGGGACAGUACAUGCGCAUCCAGCUGCCCUUUGGCGAUACCACGGCUGCAGAGCCCACCGCAGGUCUCUCCUCGCAGCGCAGCACACCAGCGGUCCCGACCCCCACCCCCGGGCUGACGCGCGAGGAGCUGGCUGCGCUGGACAAAAUGGACGACCCCGACCCCGAUGUGCUUAAGGUGUACGAGCAGCUCGGCCAGAAGCUGGUGGCGCGCUACGAAAAGCGCAUCGACUGGUGGGUGCGCUGCUUCCUGCUGGGCCUGGACAACCCCUUCAACGCCGUCAGUCAUAACAGGAAUGUCGGCCCGCAUGCAGCAUCGUUCGCGGGGACUCGAACGCCACGAUCUGCCGGCAAGCAGGCGCCCAUGCAUCGCGGUUGA
This is a messenger RNA of Monoraphidium neglectum, 1035 nucleotides long. RefSeq lists its product as hypothetical. Gene Ontology annotation, biological process: lipid metabolic process. The transcript is spliced from 9 exons. NCBI's taxonomy places the organism in Eukaryota, Viridiplantae, Chlorophyta, Chlorophyceae, Sphaeropleales, Selenastraceae. The record is from RefSeq and is a predicted model, not a curated record. Bases 1 to 1035 code for a protein of 344 amino acids.